GUUAGUCUGUCUGUCACCUCGUCUCGCGAUAACGAUACCGCCCGCCGACAGCACACUGCACAGACUACACGAUGCCGCCGCACUCGACAUGACGGGGCAGACUGAACCUCCGAGCACCGCGAGCCCGCUGGCCGAGGCGAGCGCCGCCGCGUGGGGAUGGGAGGCGGCGCGGCGCGGCUCAAGCGCCAGCGGCACCGGCACGGCAGGGAGCAGCAGCAGCAACGCGACGUGUUCGCCGAGCACGGCGUUCGCGAGCUGCUCCCUGCCGUCCACUUGGGGCUGGGACCGCGUCCCGAGCGGGCGAGCAAGGACGAGGCGGCAAAGUGCGUAGCGAGCACGUUCACGAGCGCGGCGAGCAAGGCGCCCAGCUCGUCGUCGUCGCCCUUGACCCCGCCCCCGGGUAUCCUGUUCGGCGACGCGCGGCGGGACAGUUCGCCGCUCGCCAGCACAGCCACGCCGUCAAGCGCCUCGGCACCAGCGUCGCGGAUCACGAGUCCGCGGAGCACCACCCUCCCGCUGCCUAGUGGUGGCCGGCCCAGGCCAGCAGCGGUGCGCGCGACCACGACGCCGCUGCCGCUGCCCCGGCAACAACAGCAGCAGAGCAUUGCGAGCUCGCUCGCGGAGAUUGAGCGCCGGUUCGCGCGCCUCGAGGCCGCGACGGCGGAAGCGGACCGCGCGCGCUCCGAGGCGGAAGCUGCGCGGCGCGAGGCGCGCGCCGUGUGGCGCAGCCUGGGGCGGUAG
Molecule: messenger RNA, 741 nt
Organism: Vanrija pseudolonga
Lineage: Eukaryota; Fungi; Basidiomycota; Tremellomycetes; Trichosporonales; Trichosporonaceae
Exons: 2
Coding region: 157-741 (194 amino acids)
Source: RefSeq, a predicted model, not a curated record